Quercus lobata is the source of this 1344-nucleotide messenger RNA. RefSeq lists its product as uncharacterized. The coding region runs from base 1 to 1344 and encodes 447 amino acids. The record is from RefSeq and is a predicted model, not a curated record. Lineage: Eukaryota; Viridiplantae; Streptophyta; Magnoliopsida; Fagales; Fagaceae. The transcript is spliced from 2 exons.
AUGUUUAGUGUACCUUCCACAAAUAGUGAUAUGCAAGAAGAUGAAGAUGUUCAAGAAGUAUUUAUUAGUGGGUUGCCUAAAAAACUUGUUUUAGGUAAAAGAAAGGGUACAAAGCCAGUAGAUAAUUACUUUGCUUCAAGAACUACUCCAAGAGCUCAACCUGGUCUUAAAAGUGUGUUCCAAAGCAAAGAAAGGGUGAGGCAAGCUGAUAUGGCUAUUGCAAGGUUUCUGUAUGACAAUUGCAUUCCUUUUAAUGUAGUGAAUUCAAUGUACUACCAAAUGAUGAUUGAUGCCGUAGCUGCUGCUGGUCCUGGUUACAAAGGUCCAUCUUAUCAGGCUGUACGGGUCCCUUUGUUGAGGGAUAAUAAGAAAGAGGUUCAGUUGUUGGUUGAGUCACAACGUAGGCAUCGGGUAGAAGUUGGAUGUACACUUAUGGCAGAUGGUUGGACAGAUACUAGACAUAGGUCAUUGAUUAAUUUCCUUGUUUAUUGUCCUAGGAGAAUGGUAUUUGUAAAAUCAGUUGAUGCCUUAGAUAUUGUGAAGAAUACCAGAAACUUGUUUAAAUUGUUUGAUGAAGUAGUUAUAUGGGUUGGUCCAAAAAACAUAGUUCACAUGGUUACUGAUAAUGCUUCCAAUUAUGUACCUGAUAUGGGAGACAUGCCUUAUGUGGAGAAACUAAAAAAUUGUGCAACCAAAGUUACAGUUUUUAUUUAUAAUCAUGUGGCUUUGAUUGCUUGGUUGAGGAAGAGACCUGGUUGGACAGAUAUUGUACGUUGGACAGAUAUUGUACGUGCAAGAGCAAUAAGAUUUGCUACUACUUUCCUUUCAUUUGGAAGCCUUCAUGUGCAUAAGCAUGACUUGCAACCCUUAGUGACUAGCAAGUUCUCUGUGGACAAUAGAUUGGCAAGAGACUCAAAGAAAAAAGAAGUAGUUUCUAUCAUUUUGGAUAAUUCUUUUUGGGAUGAUAUUAAUGUUCUUGUCAAGAUUUCAUCGCCACUCAUUCAUUUGUUACGGAUUGUUGAUUCUGAUCAAAGGCUUGCAAUAGAAUAUGUGUAUGAGGGCAUGCAUAGAGCACGGUUGGGAAUCAAGAAGAUCUUCCGAAUGAAGAAGCACUUGUAUAAGCCAUACACCUCAAUUAUAAAAAAUCAUUGGGACAAACAUUUGUGUAAAGAUCUUCAUGCUACUGCAUAUUGGUUAAAUCCCGAUUUUCAAUAUGAUGAGGAGAAUUUUCGUCAGAAACUAGCAGUAAAUAUGGCUAUUUUGGACUACAUUGGGACAAAAUAUGAUGGUGAUCAAGAAAAGGUAAUUAAAGAAACCCAAUAUUUUCGAGACCAUUGUCAAUAA